UGAAAACAAUCUCUGUCUUUCUGUGUAAUUAGCUUUCUACAAGUUUCAAACAAUCUCUGUCUGUAAUUUGGCUUUCUUCCUUUGAAGUUUCAAUAUGGGAGGCACAAAAAGAAAGAUAGAGAUGAAGAGAAUCGAAGAUAAGAACGUGAGAGCAGUUGCUUUCACAAAACGCAAAAGCGGACUCUUCCACAAAGCUUCAGAGCUCUGUCUCCUCUCUCCGGGGACUCAAAUCGCAAUCUUAGCAACUCCUCUUUCUUCCCACUCCCAUGCUUCUUUCUACUCUUUCGGUCAUUCCUCUGUCGAUCACGUUGUCUCCUCUCUCCUUCACAAUCAGCAUCCAUCUCUUCCCACAAACCAAGAUAACAGAUCAGGGUUAGGGUUUUGGUGGGAAGACCAAGCCUUUGACAGAUUGGAGAACGUCGACGAGUUGAAAGAGGCAGUCGAUGCGGUUUCGAGGAUGUUGAACAAUGUGAGGCUACGAUUAGAUGAUGCCGUGAAGAGCAAUCAAAGAGAUGGAAGUUUAGUGAUUCAUCAGGAGGAUGAGGAGGUUCUUCAGCUUGGCUACAAAGACACAAAUCAAAUUACCAAACUCGAAGGUGAAACUUCCGCUUCUGCAAGUUUGUUAAAGAACGUAGUGGAUAAUCUACACAUUGAUGAUCGUUAUUACUGA
Molecule: messenger RNA, 670 nt
Organism: Arabidopsis thaliana (thale cress)
Lineage: Eukaryota; Viridiplantae; Streptophyta; Magnoliopsida; Brassicales; Brassicaceae
Gene: AGL55
Product: AGAMOUS-like 55
Exons: 1
Coding region: 95-670 (191 amino acids)
Biological process (GO): DNA-templated transcription; regulation of DNA-templated transcription; positive regulation of transcription by RNA polymerase II
Cellular component (GO): nucleus
Molecular function (GO): DNA binding; DNA-binding transcription factor activity, RNA polymerase II-specific; cis-regulatory region sequence-specific DNA binding
Source: RefSeq, marked reviewed